AAGACCUUUUCAAGUAGAAUGGAGGUAAAGGGGGAUCAUCGCCAAUCACACCGGUGGCACUACCUCUGCUUUUAUCGAUAAGAUGCGCAUCAAAUCUGCGAUCCAGGGCAACCAUGACCCAAUGGGAGUCUUUGGUAACCGUACUAUUAUUAAUAAUAACGCAGUCUGAAUUUCAGCUCUCGACUGGCAAGCGCUUCCCAUCAGUCGAUCCCGGUCUCGGCAGACUGGACGUGUAUCCUCGUAUAUCCAAGAAAUCGGCACUUGGGUUUCGUGCAGAAGACACGGAGCAAUCGCUCUGGAUUCAAGAAAGAGAUUGCCAGGUCAGGAUAACUUGAGAGUAGUAUAGGCGGAAAUUCGGAUCGUGCCAAGGGAGUUGAACUGCCAAUAUCAUGAUCUCUGGAGGUUAUGUUGAUGACGUAAAAU
Messenger RNA from Lasiosphaeria miniovina, 423 nucleotides. RefSeq lists its product as uncharacterized. The record is from RefSeq and is a predicted model, not a curated record. The transcript has a single exon. Lineage: Eukaryota; Fungi; Ascomycota; Sordariomycetes; Sordariales; Lasiosphaeriaceae. Bases 114 to 335 code for a protein of 73 amino acids.